This is a messenger RNA of Echinops telfairi (small Madagascar hedgehog), 3162 nucleotides long. RefSeq names its product cactin, spliceosome C complex subunit (gene CACTIN). Gene Ontology annotation, molecular function: protein binding. The transcript has 12 exons. The record is from RefSeq and is a predicted model, not a curated record. NCBI's taxonomy places the organism in Eukaryota, Metazoa, Chordata, Mammalia, Afrosoricida, Tenrecidae. Gene Ontology annotation, biological process: mRNA cis splicing, via spliceosome; negative regulation of innate immune response. Bases 1 to 2286 code for a protein of 761 amino acids. Gene Ontology annotation, cellular component: spliceosomal complex; cytoplasm.
AUGGCAGGCUCUGGAGAAAGCUGCUCCUUCCUGCUGCCGGAGGCACUCUACGACUCCACCGGGGCCUGGGGCCUCCAUGCUGGCCUUCGGAGCGGGAGCCAUGGCCGGCGGCACCGGCGGCACCGGGACGACGAGGGGCGACGCAGGCGGAGGCCGCGGAGCCGGGACCGCAGGUCAGAUUCGGAGGAGAAACGUUGGCAGCGGCAGGGGCGGAAGAGCCGGAGCCCGAGCCCGGCACCUCGCUGGCACUCAAGGGACACGUCUUCCCCGUCUGACUCAGGGGACGAGCACCAGAGGGGCAGGUGGGCCCAGCAGAGGCAAGCACGCUCUUGGUCCCCAGGCUCCUCGACGUCCAGCUCCAUGUCCCCUGACCGCCUCCCCAGCCUCCGGCAGGCAGCUGUGUCCCGGAGCCACCAGCAGAGCCUGCAGGAGCGGCUAAGGCUGCGGGAGGAGCGGAAGCAGCAGGAGGAGCUGAUGAAGGCCUUCGAGACACCGGAGGAGAAGCGGGCCCGGCGGCUGGCCAAGAAGGAGGCCAAGGAGAGGAAGAAGCGGGAGAAGAUGGGCUGGGGCGAGGAGUACAUGGGAUACACCAACACCGACAACCCCUUCGGCGACAACAACCUCCUGGGCACCUUCAUCUGGAACAAGGCCCUGGAGAAGAAAGGCAUCGGCCACCUGGAGGAGAAGGAGCUGAAGGAGCGGAACAAGCGGAUCCAGGAGGACAACCGUCUGGAGCUGCAGAAGGUGAAGCAACUGCGUCUGGAGCGGGAGCGGGAGAAGGCCAUGCGGGAGCAGGAGCUGGAGAUGCUGCAGCGUGAGAAGGAGGCGGAGCACUUUAAGACGUGGGAGGAGCAGGAGGACAACUUCCACCUGCAGCAGGCCAAGCUGCGCUCUAAGAUCCGCAUCCGGGACGGGCGUGCCAAGCCCAUCGACCUGCUGGCCAAGUACAUCAGCGCCGAGGACGACGACCUGGCCGUGGAGAUGCACGAACCCUACACCUUCCUCAAUGGGCUGACCGUGGCCGACAUGGAGGACCUGCUGGAGGACAUCCAGGUGUACAUGGAGCUGGAGCAGGGCAAGAACGUGGACUUCUGGCGGGACAUGACCAUCAUCACCGAGGACGAGAUCUCCAAGCUCCGCAAGCUCGAGGCCUCCGGGAAGGGCCCCGGUGAGCGCCGCGAGGGCGUCAACGCAUCUGUCAGCUCAGACGUGCAGUCGGUCUUCAAGGGCAAGACGUACAGCCAGCUACAAGUCAUCUUCCAGGGCAUCGAGGGCAAGAUCCGCGCCGGGGGCCCCAACCUGGACAUGGGCUACUGGGAGAGCCUGCUGCAGCAGCUGCGUGCGCACAUGGCACGGGCCCGGCUCCGCGAACGACACCAGGAUGUGCUGCGGCAGAAGCUGUACAAGCUCAAGCAGGAGCAGGGCGUGGAGAGUGGGCCCCUCUUCCCCAUCCUCAAGACCGAGCCGCCCUCGCCUAGCCGCAGUCCAGAGCCCGAGGAGCCAGCCCCGGCCCCCAGUCCCGCCGGCCCUUCUGCGGAGGGCGGCCCGGAGGAGGGUGCAGACACAGGCGCGGGUGAAGGCGAAGGCGAGGGCGAGGGCGAGGGCGCGGCAGCGGAGGGCGCAGCCGUGCUGCUGGAGGAGGACCUGAUUCAGCAGAGCCUGGACGACUACGACGCGGCCCGCUACAGCCCCCGCCUGCUGAGCCCCCACGAGCUGCCGCUGGACGCCCACGUCAUCGAGGCCCACGAGGACCUGCAGCGCCUGCUGCUCUCACGCCAGCAGCUCCAGGUCACAGGCGACGCCAGCGAGAGCGCUGAAGACAUCUUCUUCCGGCGGGCCAAGGAGGGCAUGGGGCAGGACGAGGCGCAGUUCAGCGUGGAGCUGCCGCUGACCGGCAAGGCCUACCUGUGGGCCGACAAGUACCGGCCGCGCAAGCCGCGCUUCUUCAACCGCGUGCACACGGGCUUCGAGUGGAACAAGUACAACCAGACGCACUACGACUUCGACAACCCGCCGCCCAAGAUCGUGCAGGGCUACAAGUUCAACAUCUUCUACCCCGACCUCAUCGACAAGCGCGCCACGCCCGAGUACUUCCUGGAGGCCUGCACCGACAACAAGGACUUCGCCACGCUGCGCUUCCACGCGGGCCCACCGUACGAGGACAUCGCCUUCAAGAUCGUCAGCCGCGAGUGGGAGUACUCGCACCGACACGGCUUCCGCUGCCAGUUCGCCAACGGCAUCUUCCAGCUCUGGUUCCAUUUCAAACGCUACCGCUACCGGCGGUGAGGCCCACGUGCCAUGCAGGACACCGGGACAGGAAGGAGGGAGGGAUGCCGCUGGCCUGCCCCUCCCUUGCACUUGGACAAAGGGAUGGGGGAUGCUGCUGGCCUGCCCCCAAUCUCUCUCUGCCCCCUGGACCCAAAUAGGGUUCUGGGGCACUGCUGGCCUGCCCUACCCAUGGGCCCACUGGGGACCCAGGCAGAGGCGCCAGGGAGGCCCUGGUGGCAUUUCCCUGGGGCCAUGUCAUGCUGAGGCUGCGCCUCCUUGCUCCUUGCCUCAGUCACCCUCUCUGAAAUGCACCUGGGCCAGGGGAGACUGGAGACAGCUGACCGGUCCCAGCCUAGAGCCGGGCUGAGUGAGGCCGGGCUAUGCCCUGAGCCCCUUGGCCUGUGGAGCCAGACAGCACCUCCCAUGUGCCCUGAGGGCACCAAAGCAGGCUCUCCUGUCACAUCCCGGGCACUGCACAGGGGGCCCCAUUUUGGAGAGCCCUUCCUUGGCAGAGUUGUCCACUGAUGGCCCACCACGAACCCGAGCUGGGACCACACAUCGCCUGCCACUCAGGACCCAGAACACCCCACCCCCACAGCCACCAGGCACAUGGGGACUACCCAGAAUGUGGGCAGCAGAGACUGGAUCAGAGCCCAUGGGGGCAUCCACUCCCCCACUCGAGCAGCUGCCAAGAAACGCCACCACAUCUACGUUUCUCAGAAGGUUGAAACUCUGGAAACAGCCACUCCCUGCAGGUGGUCACAACCCCACCCACCCCACCCCCACACCACACCUUGUCAGGAAAUGUCAUCUGCCCUUCAAAGCAUUUUUAGGUUAAAACAAAAAAUACCGCCAACUUCCCGUUUCUUAAUAAAUGUUCUAUUUUAGAGUAAA